AGAAACGACGACGUUUCGGUUGUAGGGUUUAGUGCUCUUGGUCGUUCCAUCAUCUUUCCUCCUCCUCCUCCUCUUGAGAUUCCAAUUCAAGAAAACCAAAAUUAUUGAAGAGAUGGCAUCGUUUUGCAGAUCAGCGUUAAUGGCAGGUUCCAGAAACUUAGUAUCAAGAUCCAAAACCGUAACACAAAAGUCCCUUAACCUUAAACCCACAACGACUUCAACUCCUUCCGCUUCAAUGUCCCAAUCCGUCCCCCGCGCUUCAAGGGUUCUCUCGGCUUUGGGAUGUGUUGAAACGAUGAUUCCACUCCACAGUGCUGUUGCUUCAGCUCGUCUCAAGUCAAGCAUCGCUGCUGAUUCCUCCUGUUGGAGCUGGCUCUCUCAGGGAUUUGCCACGCCUUUGUGACCCCGGUCUGCUGGAUCUCUAUAUAAGGCGAAAAUAAUCAUAAUGUUAGGACUUGCUUUCACAAUAUGAAUGAACAAGAACAGUGUUUAUUUUCUAGUUCCAACGCUUUUGUUGAUGUAUUGUUGUGGUUCACAAUGGACUUGUUGCUUCAAACUUCUUGCAAUCUAUCUAUCGCUAUUUGGAUCUACACACUUUGGGGCCUUUGUUCUGCACUAAAACUCAGCAUGUCCUUUCUUUUGUUCAUGAUAUCAAGUUCUGUGUUCAUGCAAA
Camelina sativa (false flax) is the source of this 673-nucleotide messenger RNA. RefSeq lists its product as uncharacterized. NCBI's taxonomy places the organism in Eukaryota, Viridiplantae, Streptophyta, Magnoliopsida, Brassicales, Brassicaceae. The record is from RefSeq and is a predicted model, not a curated record.